Messenger RNA from Neoarius graeffei (lesser salmon catfish), 5825 nucleotides. RefSeq names its product SIK family kinase 3 (gene sik3). Gene Ontology annotation, molecular function: tau-protein kinase activity; ATP binding; protein serine/threonine kinase activity. Bases 44 to 3736 code for a protein of 1230 amino acids. Gene Ontology annotation, cellular component: cytoplasm. The record is from RefSeq and is a predicted model, not a curated record. The transcript is spliced from 27 exons. Gene Ontology annotation, biological process: protein phosphorylation; intracellular signal transduction; microtubule cytoskeleton organization. Lineage: Eukaryota; Metazoa; Chordata; Actinopteri; Siluriformes; Ariidae.
CGCAGAGAGAGAGAGAGAGAGAGCGCGAGCGAGCCGAAAGAAGAUGGCGGCCGUGCCAAGCGGAGCUGCUGUUGCUGCGUCCGCCGCGGCCGCGAUUUCGCACUCGGCCCGACCGACCGCGGCCAUGGGAGCUCCAAACCGAGCACCACCCAGCUCUGGUAUCGAGCACCAGAACCGAGUCGGACAGACCGCGGCGUGUAUGGCUAACCCCGGGCACCCAGCGGUCGGCAGGCCGCCCCCAGCUCGAGUGGGCUACUACGAGUUGGAACGGACCAUUGGCAAGGGCAAUUUCGCCGUCGUUAAACUCGCCACACACGUUAUCACCAAAGCCAAGGUGGCGAUUAAAAUCGUGGACAAGACGCAGCUGGACGACGACAAUCUGAAGAAGAUCUUCAGGGAGGUGCAGAUCAUGAAGAUGCUGCGACAUCCACACAUCAUUCGCCUCUACCAGGUGAUGGAGACAGAGAGGAUGAUUUAUCUCGUCACGGAGUACGCCAGUGGUGGAGAGAUUUUCGAUCACCUGGUGGCUCACGGGCGCAUGGCGGAGAAAGACGCACGGCGAAAGUUUAAACAGAUCGUGGCAGCUGUCCACUUCUGUCACUGUAGAAACAUCGUCCACAGAGACCUGAAGGCCGAGAACCUGCUGCUGGACCACAACCUUAACAUCAAAAUCGCAGACUUUGGCUUCAGUAAUCUGUUCUCUCGGGGACAGUUGUUAAAGACGUGGUGUGGAAGUCCUCCGUAUGCUGCUCCAGAACUGUUCGAGGGCAAAGAAUACGACGGUCCCAAAGUGGACAUCUGGAGCUUAGGUGUGGUGUUGUACGUGCUUGUGUGUGGCGCGCUCCCGUUUGACGGCAGCACCCUGCAGAACCUGCGUGCUCGUGUUCUCAGCGGCAAGUUCCGCAUCCCGUUCUUCAUGUCCACAGACUGCGAGUAUCUAAUCAGGCAUAUGUUAGUAUUGGAGCCGAGCCGCAGACUCACCAUGGAGCAGAUCUGCAAGAACAAGUGGAUGAGACAGGGAGACCCAGAUCCUGACUUUGACCGGUUGAUAGCGGAGUGUGAGCAGGUGAAGACCGAGAGGGAGACGGAGCUGAUUAACGAGCAGGUUCUCAUGGCCAUGUCUGACAUGGGACUAGACCGAGAGCGCACUUUACAGUCACUGCACACAGACGCGUACGAUCACUACAGCGCCAUCUACAGUCUGCUAUUGGACAGGCUCAAGAGGCACAAAACCCUGCGUGUGGCUCCUCCCACCACCCCUCGGCCCAUAGGCUACCCCCUCAACGCUGUGCAGGAUCAAGCUAAUGCCGUUAGCAUGACCGUACCACACGUCCAGCUCAUAAAUCCCGAGAAUCAGAUUGUGGAGCCUGACGGGACGAUGGCGUUGGACAGUGAUGAAGGGGAGGAGCCGAGUCCAGAGGCAAUGGCACGCUAUCUGUCCAUGAGACGCCACACUGUUGGUGUACCCGACCCCAGGACUGACAUGAUGCAGGAGGAGCUGAAGUUACCACCAGGGUUUGUGCGCGCGCCACCUCAAGCGCCAUUCCCCCCACUGCCCCCCACCAUCACACACACGCCUACCUUCAUGCCCACCCAGAGCCUACAGCCCACACAGCAGCUUGAAUACAAGGAGCAGUCCCUCCUUCAGCCCCCGACUCUGCAGUUGCUGAAUGGGAUGGGUCCGCUUGGUCGCAGGGCCUCGGAUGGAGGAGCGAACAUUCAGCUUCACGCGCAGCAGAUGCUCAAGAGGCCGCGCGGCCAGUCACCGCUCGUCACCAGCCCUCAUCCGAUUCCAGCCGUCGCUCCUGUGGAUGAGGAGGGUUCAGACGGAGAGCCCGACCCAGAGGCAGUGCAGAGGUACUUGGCGAACAGCUCCAAGCGACACACAACGCACAACGCAGCGAGCUCAAGCUACACCUCCACUGAGCUCUCAAUCGACACUCAGAGAGCACGCACAAGGGGCUGGACCCCCGAGCACUCGCGGUCAUCCUAUAAAGACUGUAACACACUGCACUUACCAAUGGAGCGCUUCUCUCCUGUGCGACGCUUCUCUGAUGGAGCGGCGACGAUCCCGGCUUUUAAAGCUCAGCUAGAGAUCAAACAGCUCAAGCAGGAGUGUGAGCAGCUGCAGAAGAUGUAUGCUGCACCACAGGAUGAGAAACUUCUGGAGCACACACAGCAACAGCACGUCCUCUACCAGCAAGAACAACAGAUCCUACACCAGCAAAUACAGGCCCUUUCUUUGGGACAUGGAGAAAACCAGCCCAGUCAUCUUACCCACCAGCUACAAAGGUUGCGUAUUCAGCCCUCCAGCCCACCACCUACGCAUCCCAACAACCACCUCUUCAGUCCAGCCAAUCAGAGUCCACCACCAGGAAACCAAGGACUGAUGCCGGCACAUGGUGGGCCCUUCCAGCACACCCCUGAUUUGUACCAAUCCUCUGGCGGCAGCCCGCCUCCUUCUGCCCUGCCCUGCAUGGCACUAGCCAGUCAGCCACCACCGCCACAGCCCCCUGGCUCCGCCCACACAGCCGUCGCAUUAGCCCAGCAGCAGCAGCAGCAGCCGGUGACCAUCCAGGUGCAGGAGGUGGAGCUUGGGGGUGGAGCCCAUAGGCAGAGUUUCCUAACAACGCCAUGUCACCGAGUGCUGGGGAAGCAGCUGAGUGCGGACAACGCUGAAACACACAGCCGCAGUCUGGGCCGUUUCCACUGCUCAACAUCAGCAUACGAACAUGCCCAGUUCAGCGCCCAUGUAGGCGCAGGCACCUACAACCCCUACACCCAGGCGGCGUCUCUCAAAGUGCCCGGCCUGGACGGUUACCCCGGUUACGGCAGCCCGUCAGCCUUGCAGCAGGCGCUGCUGUCUCCGACGCCUUUAGAGUACCGCGUGGCGCAGCAGCAGCAGCACCAACACCACGUCACACCCGUACUGCAGGGCCUGCUCUCACCACGGCACUCCCUCACGGGCCACGCUGACCCACGCCUGACACCGCAUGACCUCGCGAACCUUCUCAAACGCUCGCGGCCUGCUGUGCCCGCCAUGCCCACCAACAACAACAAUAAUCCUCCACCACCUCCACCACCAGAAUACACUGACAAUCUGCUGCUCAAUCAGGACUAUAGCGACAAUCUGCUGAUGCUGGAGCCGACCCAACCUCCACCCGCGCCACAGGCUCCACCCCCAACACACUACCAUCACCACCACCUGCUGCAGAUUCGGACUCCGCCCUCAGAGUGCCACGCUUCACCUCUUGCUCACUCAGAAAGCAUGGAGGAGGAUGACGUCACUGCUGCCUAUCAUGAAGGCCUGCUGGCCAAGGUCACCACGACGACAGCGCCAAGAGUGGUGAUGGAGGCCGACCCUCGUCCUGUUCAGGGAGAUGCGUAUCGGCCCCGGGCCUCGCUGCAGCGCCAUCACACCAUCCAGACUGCCGAUGAUGCCUAUGUUUGCCGUCCAAACGAGAUCACAUGGGAUUACCUUUCACAGGAUCAGGCAGAAAUGUCUGGCAUGAGCCUAUUGGCGGGGAAGGCGCUAAGCUCCGCCCGCAUGUCUGACAUCCUCAGCCAGACGUCACUGGCAGGAAGCCAGCAGUUGCACCAGAGGGAGGAGUCAGUGUGUAACGUAGAGGACGAGCUGCACUCGGCUGCGUGUUACCCCUCCUCCUGCACCAGCGACAUGCUACUCACCUACAAACCCCAAGAUCUUCAGUACAGCAUGGAGCAGGCCGGCGUCUAACACACUGGUGUGUGUGCAGUAUGUAUAAAGCUCCAUAUCCAUCUCCUGUGUUCAGCUGCGUCAUGCCAAACCUCCAUCGCGUGUGUCUGCGCGCGUGCGUGUGUGUAUGCGCAUGUGUGUGUGUGUGUGCGUGUGUGUGCAUGUGCGCACCCUCCAAGAAGAGGCUCGCUCAUCGUCUCGCUCUUCCUACCGAUUGGACGAACCGGGUGACUCCCUCCGACUCCGCCCCCAAACCGUCCAUCUGCUCCUUCGGGCCCGCCCCGUCUGUCUUGUUGACGUCGCCAUUGCGAGGCAUCUGCACACAGUCUUACGUAGACACAUCUGUAUAAAUAUAAACACACAUUCUCUCACACACACACAAACACAGAUCACACGCAAAGCCACAAACCCAAAGUAUUUCAUAAAACAGCCUGUCCUUUUGUGGGUUUUUUUUUUUUUUCUUCCUUUCUUUGGGAAGCGGGGUGGUGUCAGCGCUUUGUAACCCCGCCCCCCCCAUCCGCAGCGCUACAAUGGAUCAUUCCGGAGCAGCUCUGAUAGCAGCCCAGCGCGAAGCGGUCUACUCUGAUACGCUGGCGGGGGUGGACGGGCCCGGAGACCUUCGCCAUGGCACAGGACGUCCAGCUCUCAUUCGUUUCGUCUCCUUCUCUCUCUGUCUGUCUGUCUUUUUUUUUUUUUUUUUUUUAAAUGCAUUUUUACUGCUAAUGUUCACGUAGGAAUAUGAUCAUUAUUAAUUAUUAUUAUUAUUGUUCUUGUUUUCUGUAAAAGAAGUUUUAUGGUUAUAAUAUUAUAAUGACAAUUAUUAAUAUUAUUAAAAGAGAGAAAAAAAUCGGUGUUGCAAACAAACAAACAAAAAAAAAAAAACACGAUCCUGCACUUUCAGUUUAAAGCGAGCUUUAUUUUCUUAACCGCUCCCUCUUUCUUUUCACUCCCUCCCUAAUUCCAUUCAUUCCACACCUUUCUCUCCAUCUCUUUUCUUGCUCGUGGCAGCGCAGUGCAUCGCCGUUUCCUCUUCCUGUACAGUGACGCCAUGUAUAGCUCGCCAACGUUUCUGUCAGCUUUCUGUGUUUCUGUACGUGCGUGUUUUUAUAUAUUUCUUUAUUUCUUCGUCCCUUUUUUCUCCAAGAGAUGUUCGUUUGUCCCACAGGCCGAGGAGAGUGUAAUUAUUUUUAUUUUUAUGUUUUAAUUUUUGCUGCCUUUUAUUGUUUUUGCUGUGCUGCGCUGUCACGCCCAUCAUUUUGUGUGUGUGUUUGAGAGAUGCUCGUUCAUACAUAUCAUAAAAUGCUCGCAUUUGCAGUCUGGUCCUUCCCUUUGUACGUCUGACACACACACACACACACACACACGCGUGCGCGCACACAUAUAUGAGUGGAGGUUUGUAUCCAGAUCUCUAGACUCUUGAAUUUAACCCUUGGCACUAACAAUACUUGUCCAACAAUACAGUCUGCUAAAUCUGAUGUGUUCCAAAUGUCAAGCAGAAUAUUUCAAGUGCACUAGGUUUGGAGUGCGCACUGUCAGGGGUAAGACCAUUAGUGAAUGAAGUUGACUGAACUUUUAGAGUUCACCUGUUUAAGCUUCCUCGCAGCGUUUCAUGUGACCGAUGUGUAAAGUGAGCAGGGCCGAGGUGAGAUUUGGGACACGACCAUUGGUUAACAUUCAUGAGUUUGUAAUUUUAAUGCGAUUCGCUGAGAAUUCAGCACUCGGCAGAUAAAAGGAAAAAGUGCAAGACUACAGAGGUUUGGGAUGUGACCAUUCAUACAUUUACUGUGUGUGUGUGUGUGUGUGUGUGUGUGUGUGUGGUGGUUUGCUCCCUGUGCCUUGUGUCCAUGCCCCAGAUACAUGCUGGGUCACUGUUGAUAAAGGCAGCAUCGUCCUCGUCGUCUCUUCUCUCUCCCGUUCCUUCUCUUCCUCCCAGUCAUUUCAUUUUGUUCAUUUUUGUUUUCUUAGUUGUAUUUUUUUGUCAUUGUUUUUUUUUUUUUUUUGUUUUGAGUACAAAAAAUACUAAAGUGCAACAACAAAUGACUAAAAAAAAUUCCAACAAACUGAGAGAAUAAUAAAUAUAUAUAAAUAAAGAAAUGAAUAAAAACCUGAA